Messenger RNA from Colletotrichum phormii, 3203 nucleotides. RefSeq names its product muts domain V. Lineage: Eukaryota; Fungi; Ascomycota; Sordariomycetes; Glomerellales; Glomerellaceae. The coding region runs from base 233 to 3019 and encodes 928 amino acids. Gene Ontology annotation, cellular component: nucleus. The transcript is spliced from 9 exons. Gene Ontology annotation, molecular function: mismatched DNA binding; ATP binding; ATP-dependent DNA damage sensor activity. The record is from RefSeq and is a predicted model, not a curated record. Gene Ontology annotation, biological process: reciprocal meiotic recombination; mismatch repair.
CUCGUCCGUGUAAGUCAGGCAGGAGCUGUUGCCCGUUGCUGCGAUUUUGGCAUGAACUCCCCCUGUUCUUCUCAACGACAUUCCACCGACCUUUUUCGUGACAGAUUCAUGGCCAAUUUAGUCCUCUGUGUCAACAUCUGAGCCUCUCCUCCUACCGUUGUAGGAGACCAGUCAUCUCCUGAACCACGACACAUACCAACAUCUCGGCUGGCUAGGUCUAGGUAGCCACGAAAUGGAUCCUCGAUACCCGCGACCCUCACGGCCUUCGACCGGCUUCAUGACCACUCCUUCUCAAACACCAGCACCAUAUGGAAGAGACUCUUCGUACUUCUCCCAAUCAACUUCAAUAACGGGCACUGGCUCAACAAAUUCGAGAGCAAACGGCUCCCACGCGGCAACGCCGACGCCCUCUUUGACAGAAGACCUUGUCUCCGGUUCUGCCUGCACCUCAAGUUACGACUACCGUACUGAACCUAGUGGUACUAUGUCAAGAUCUCGCACGACCCGGCCGAGCACUUCUCACACCAGUCGCACGUCGCGAACCCCGUUUCUGCCCAACAGUGCCAAACACACCAUUGUGUGCGCGCUGAGCGAGGCUCGCGGAAUAACUCCUGCUGUCGGCAUUGUAUUCUUCAAUGUUGAUACCGGAGAAGCCAUUCUUGGCCAAAUCUCUGACAACAGGUUCUUCGUUCGAACUCUCCACAAACUUCAGAUCAUGGAGCCAACUCAUCUCCUGAUCGUCAGCUCCUGCUGCCCACCGAACCCCAAGUCAAGGCUUUACAGCCAUAUCGAAGAACAUAUGCCGGAUACGAAAAUCACAUCUCUUGAUCGAAAAUACUGGUCAGAGAUAGAUGGGCUCAAUCGUAUUCAAACCUUCGCGUUCCGAGAAGACGCAGAAGCUGUGAAGGUUGCUAUUCAAGGCAGCUUCUAUGCAACUUGCUCCUUUGCCGCGACCAUGAGUUUCUUGGAGAUUGAGUUCUCCGUACGUGUAGUUCCACAUUCUCUUCGCAUUCGAUACCAGCCCUCGGAAGAUACCAUGAUGAUUGACGUGUCCGCUAUCAUGUCUCUUGAGAUCCUACAAAACCGACGUCAAGAGACGUCUAAUGACAGCCUUUACGGUGUUCUCAAGCAUACACUGACACCCAUGGGCGGUCGGGUGCUUCGAAGUAAUCUACUGCAACCGUCUACGCUCAAAGAGUCAUACCUCGAGCCUAGGUAUGACGCUUUGGAGGAGCUACUUGCAAACCAAGACAUGUUUGCAGAGGUUCGAACAGCUUUGAAAGCUUUUCCUGACGUCGAGAAUAUGUUGACCAAGCUCGUCAUCAUCCCUAACAAACCGUCCGUUGAGGCUUCUGAAAGAGCCAUCAACCAUAUUCUCAUGGUCAAGACUUUUAUAGACGCCGUUCCGCCAGUUUUUCAGGCGCUAGGCUCUGCCACGUCUCCUCUUCUCACCAAAGUCAGAGAUCUAUGCCGGCCAGAAUUGACUGCAGCAGUCAGAGAGCUUGUGUAUGAGAACAUCCAUGAGGAUGUCCACUACGUGAAAAGCGCUCUUGAUCUACGAAACCAAAGAACAUUUGCCGUAAAGCCUGGAAUCAACGGGCUUCUCGAUGUUGCUAGACAAGCUUACAAAGAAAACACCGAUGACGUCCAUAAACAUGUCGAAGAGUUGAAUCGCGAGCACAGUAUCGAAGCCGUCCUAAGAUUCGAUAAUGGCCGCAAGUACAGCCUCCGAAUGCGGGCAGUGGACUUCGAGGACCGAGCUGUACCUGCGGUGCUUGUCAAUCAGACGAUGAAGGGUCGUUACAUCGAGUGUCUAACAAUUCAUCUCAAGAAACUGAACCAAAGAAUUACCGACUCUGUUGCUGAGGUGGUUAUGCUGAGCGACAAGGUAAUCCAGGACCUUAUUGACAGCAUUCGAACCCAAUUGCAGCCCCUCUACCGCGUCUGCGAUUCAAUCGCACUACUCGACAUGAUUGCAUCAUUUGCACAUGCAAGUUCGACGUAUGAUUGGAGAAGACCUGAAAUAUCAGAUACCCUAGCGCUUAAAGCUGCUAGGCAUCCCAUCAUGGACAAGACUAUGAAGGGUGGCUUUGUACCGAAUGAUUAUUACGCCACUGAGGAGCAUCGCUUCCAGGUUGUGACCGGCUGCAACAUGAGUGGGAAAAGCACUUAUAUCAGGAGUAUAUCUCUGCUCCAGAUCAUGGCACAAAUUGGCUGCUUCGUGCCCGUCGAAUACGCCAGUUUUCCCAUCAUUCACAACAUCUUCGCUCGGGUGACUACAGAUGACAACAUAGAGUCCAACAUGUCAAGUUUCUCGCUGGAGAUGAGAGAAGUGGCUUUUAUCCUUAGCAAUGUCACGCACAAGAGCAUCGUCAUCAUCGAUGAGCUAGGUCGAGCCACAAGCACCCGAGAUGGACUGGCUAUCGCGAUUGCCAUAGCCGAAGCCCUCAUACAGAGUCGAGCCAUUGUGUGGUUUGCAACUCACUUUACAGAGCUCGCCGACGUACUAGUUGAUCGCCCUGGAAUACUAAAUCUCCGUCUUGUCACGCAAGUUUCAACGACAGACAACCACGUACCCAAGAUGACCAUGAUGUACAAGGUAGAGUCCGGAAAGACUGAGGAGCUGCUCUAUGGCAUCACUCUUGCAAAGGCCAUGGCAUUUCCCAAGCGGUUCCUUGAGGUUGCGGAGCAAGUCGCCAUUUCAUUGCGUGAACAAAGGGAGCGGAAGAAGCAGUCUUCACAAGCGAGAAAGAUGCUCAACCGACGCAAGCUCAUCCUCAAUCUUCACGAACAGCUGAAACAGGUCAGCAACUCCAAGAUGGAUGAGUCAUCGAUGCGAAGCUACUUGAUACGUCUUCGUGAGGAGUUUGUCUUAAGGAUGGAGGCCAUUGAAAACGGGGGCAAUCAGAACAGCAGCACCGCCAGUGAGGCUGCAGAAGACGAUGAUGAUGAUGAUGGGGAGUUCGAUGACGAAGAUGUCUUCGAUACUGUAGAUGUCGAGUCUCUUUGGAGCAGCUGACUGUGAGACCUAUGGGCAAGUGAUCUGAAGAUGACUUCUGGAACAAAAAUGGUGCUGUCAUUGCGAGGUUGUGUGGCAAGGAUGGAUUCGGGCAUCUACUUUGCUGUUGUUCACGAGAUAGAUGUGGUUUUAGUCUACUUGCUGUAAGAUGAUCACACAAAAUUGAGCAAGAGGUUCAAACGCG